Molecule: messenger RNA, 2330 nt
Organism: Magallana angulata
Lineage: Eukaryota; Metazoa; Mollusca; Bivalvia; Ostreida; Ostreidae
Exons: 8
Coding region: 64-1560 (498 amino acids)
Source: RefSeq, a predicted model, not a curated record
ACAACAAACAAAAUCUUGAAAAUUUUGGAAACUAGAUAUAAAAAAGAUUCAUCUAAUACCAACAUGUUACGCGGAUUACAGCAGAUUAAUACUCUAUUUACGAUUCUCGUGUUUAGGGAAUUAAACUGUGAACAGCUGUGUAAUCUGGGUAAGUCUCAUCUAAACAACACCAGCAUAUCAUCGAUAUAUGUUGGUACUGGUGACGUUCGACUUAUCGCAGAAAACGCCUUUAAUGGACAAUAUUCAGAUUACAUUCCUCAAUGCGCAGGGACUCAGCCGGUGGCCUGGAGUCAAACUGCCUGGUGGCAGGUUACCUUCAAAUCUCUUUCGAUGAUAUUUAAAAUCAACUUAAUCUUCAGAGAGGAAUACUCUCGCCAUGAAAAAUAUUACGUCUUCAUCACCAAUGAGACGGUGUCACCAGAGGAGCUGAACACCCUUAAUCCUGUGUAUCAUGACGGACACGUCAAACCAAGCUACCAAAACACGAUCGUUUUCCCUGGUGGUCAUCAAGGACUCCAAGUUUACAUCUUAGUAAACAGGACUGUCACCGAUGAGGACCAUGGCAAUUAUGUGGAACUCUGUGAGGCGGAAGUUUACGGGUGUAUACAUGUAACUUAUGAAGAAGCUCCUGGUUGUAAGUGCCGAAAUGGAAACACCACGAUGGAUGAUCAGAACUUGGUUCUGUGGGACAGCAGAAUUGCAUUUGGAAAUGGGAACGUCACCCUACAAUGUUACAAGGACUACCUCUCUAUCAUGAACCUGAUCAGUCAGACUGAGUCAGAAUUAGAGAGUAUUUUAGAGGCGUGUGACGGAAAACAACAAUGUACCAUUCCAACAAGUCAGAACUUAAAAGACAGCUCAAUCAGCUUUUAUUGCACCGACCGUUGUGUAAAUGAAGCCUACAACAACACAAUCCCUGUCUCUCAACUGAUGACUGAUUCAGGUUUAAGGUAUCAUACCGAUGUCAUGACAGAGUUUAGUGCGUUGUUCAAGUCUCGAGAAUUAAACUGUUCGGACCGACAUGUACUGACCAAAGGAAACCUCACUCUGCAGUGUCAACGAGAGGGGCAGUGGAUUGGGGAAGCCCCAGUGUGCAAUAUUACAUGCCAGGAACCUAUACACGAUAACAGUACGACGAUUCGACAUACACAUCCCUCCCCCAAUUAUUUUGUUGAUUAUAGUGUAACUUACACAUGCAGGAAAAAUCAUCGUAUCGUGAAAGGGAAUUUAACGAGAGUUUGUAACAAGAGAGGUGAUUGGACAGAAGAUAAACCUGUCUGUAAACGUUGUAAGUGCCCAUGUGAGCGGUUAAAGUCUCAGAAUUUCAUUACGGACCCUCAAGAACUACAUAACAGAAUAAAAGAAAUAGAAAAAGAAUUGGAAAUAAACAAAAAAGCACUUUCUGCUACAGUGAGGAAGAAGACAUGCGCAAAAGACGAAAGAAAAUCAGCGAAAGGAAUUGGUUCCGUUCUCGGGAUCGGGAUAAUCGUUUUUGUUGUGUCCAUUAUUGUUUGUAGUGACAUCCCAAUGCUCUAUAGACACAUCCGUUACGGCCCUUGAUAUCGACUGCAGGCUGAUUUGCUAUAAUCCGUUACGGCCCUUGAUAUCUAUUGCGGGCUGAUUUCAUCCGUUACGGCCUAUGAUAUCAACUGCGGGCUGAUUUGUUAUUUUUGUUUGUUAAUAUGUUUUGAAUUAUUUAUCCAUGGUCUACAGAAAGACUUGAUCGGUGAUUUUAAUUACUUUUGAGGAAACCAGAAAAAAAUAAGAAAUUUAAUGUUUAUUGACCUUUUCAAAUGAACAAUAGACAUGCGUUCUGUUUUUGUAUAUCUCAAAGUGAAUUGUUUAAAUGCAUUUAUUUUUAUUUUCCGUUAAUACCAUUCAAAUGCCCGAUGGCCUUGUCUCUAAAUAAGUCAUCGGUUCUGAAAGUUACACAGUUUCUAAUAUCGCAAUGUAAAAAAAGAAGAAAACUGGGAGAAAUAUUUGCUUGUCCAACCUACUAAAGAGAAUAUCAACACAACAUUUGCCCAGAUUUUCCAAGAGAGUCACUUUUGUAGAUUUGUAGAUCUAUCUAAUGCCAUGACCGAUGUAAAGCUCCUGUAACCCAAACCUUAAACUGGUUCAUGUUUAAAAGGAAAUUUAAUUUUUCAUCGUCAUAUUAAUUUCGCUCGGACACUCGAAUCGGAAACACGAGUUAACCUAAUCUAUAAUGCAUCAGCAGUGAGCCUUUUCCAAUGCUUCGAAUGUUUGUCGCAUCGUUUCUGUCCUGAUCAUAUUGCAAUCUAUGUACAUUUUUUUUUAUAAAAAGGAGAAAUAAAUACACAUAACGACAA